This is a messenger RNA of Mauremys mutica (yellowpond turtle), 2362 nucleotides long. RefSeq lists its product as uncharacterized. Gene Ontology annotation, cellular component: nuclear body. Gene Ontology annotation, biological process: positive regulation of DNA-templated transcription. The transcript is spliced from 5 exons. The record is from RefSeq and is a predicted model, not a curated record. The coding region runs from base 361 to 1326 and encodes 321 amino acids. Lineage: Eukaryota; Metazoa; Chordata; Testudines; Geoemydidae.
GCGCCAAUCAGACAGCGGAGAGAGGCUCAGUGUAUUUCUUUGGAUGAGCUGGCUCCACGGAGUCUCCGGAAUGGUUGGCGCAGGGAUUCCCCGCCUCCUGCCAGGCCUGCUCCGGCCCGGGCUUUGGGGCUGAGGAAUCACGUCCACAUUUCGCUUCUAAUCGUCCCAUCCUCCUAGGAAACAGGGAAGGGAAGUGGCUGUGGUGGAGCCAGCUCAGGAUUCCCCAUUCCCAAACCUGACCUGAUCACUGGGUUGGAACGAGGGGAAGAACUGUGGGAUCUCCAGGCCUCCAAGGAAAGGGAGAUCCUGAGAGGCACCCAAACAGCGUGGAGAGCUCACCUAGCAACUUCCCAGCUCAGCAUGCCGGCUCCGCGCGGCAGACGGGCUCCUGCCUGGAGCACACCGGAGGUGGUGGAUCUCCUGGGCCUGUGGGGACAGGGGGACGUGCAGGCACAGCUCCGAAACAGCCGUCGGAACUUCGACGUCUACAGCCAGAUUGCUCGGGGCAUGGAGGAGAAGGGCUACGACAGGGACCCGCAGCAGUGCCGCGUGAAAAUCAAGGAGCUGCGGCAGGCGUACCAGAAGGCAAAGGAGGCAAAUAGCCGCUCCGGUGCGGAGCCGCAGACGUGCCGCUUCUACAAGGAGCUGCACGCCAUCCUCGACAGCGACUCCACCUCCACCGCCAAGCAUCCUGUGGAUACUUUGGGGGACCUGGAGUCACAGGCCACCGGGGUGAGCCCUGAGAUCGAGGUGAUGAUCAAGGAAGAGGAGGACGAGGAAGAGGAGGAGUAUGGGGGACAGGCGACAGGGGGAUCUGGUGGCGUGGCGAGCCAGGACUUCUUUUUGACUCCUGAGCAGUCUAGCCAGUCCCAGCAGUCCAGCCCCGGUGAGCCUGAUGCAGGGGAGGGAACCUCUGCAGCUGCAAAUGCGGCCUUGAGGGCCUCUCCGUCCACCCCAGAGGAGCGGCUGGGCCAGGUGAGGAGGAGGAAGAAGAGGACAAGGGAAGACAUGUUUCAGGAGGUCCUGCGAGCCUCCCGUGCUUCGGAGCGCGAGCAGAGGGCUUGGAGGAUAAUGAUCAAUGACAAAAUGCAGCGGGAUAGCGAGGACAGGAGGAACGGGCAGCAAGAGAUGAUCACGUUGCUCCGGGAGCAGACAGACAUGCUGCGGUCUCUGAUCGAACUUCAGGCCGAACACAUCCGUGCUCGCCUCCCCCUGCAGCCCAUAGAGAACUGCAUUCCAGGACCUCCCUAUACUGGCCUCCACAUAUCUUCUGGGCCUGCAGCAGUACCCCAGGCACUCCACCCCACAGAAGAUUACACACAAUGACAGUUGCACGUACACCCAGCUGUGAGAGCCUCUUGGGUGUAUGUGCUUGUGAAUUCCCUCUUCCUUCCCCUUCAAAGAUCCUUUCCCCUGUAUGUAUGAAGUUUUUACUUUAGCAUUACCUAGGUAUGUUUGCAUAGGUGUGGAAUAAACAUGUAAAUUUACUUUUCAUAAGUAUCUUUAUUAGUCUCCAGGCAGGGAUGCCUGAACAGGGUGGGGCCGUGGAUUUGGCAAAUAGCUAUAGGUGUAUAAAGGCCUAUUAUUAAGGGUCAAAGUUGGACUGUGGAUAGAUUCUUGUUCCACCCAUUUAAUUCAAAGGGGGGAACACAUCAGUAUCCAAGGGCAGAAAUUGUUACUAGGAUACUGAUUUAAAAAGUAGCGACUCCUGUGUACCAGUCCACAUGACGGUCAAAUGACAUGAAAACAUCUAGGGACUCAGGCUGACGAACAUGAAGGGCCCUUUUACACAGCUUUGACUGUGUAAAGUGAGCCCUUACAAUGGGCAUAACCAUUAAUUCCUCGCAAAUCAAAGCCCCUUUAUGCCGAUUGAGUUGCAUAAAAAAGUCCUUUGUUUAAAUGAGACUUGGGCUCCGUAUUUUUAAAAAAAUAAACUUGUUUUUUAUAGAAGAGUCCAGAAAUGAAUUCAUUUAUCUCUUGGUUUUGCAUUUACAAACCUCUAAAAGCAGAGAAAGCCUUUAAAACAACAACAAAAAAAACCCUGUACCAAAAAUAUAAUUUGGGCUCAGGUUCUUCAGUCCCAGAAUGGAGCCUGGAGCAAAUAUCUGUGCCUAAAAGGUAAGAUCCUAAUGGCUGAGAUGUAUAAAAUAGAACUGGUACAGAGCCGUUAACUAUAGCAGCAGUGGUCUGCAAUGGAGCUGAAACAGUACAUAUAUCCAUAAACUCACCCUUUCAAAAUACACAAAGUGAGAUAUAUAAAAAUAGCUAUUGCACUAGUUUUAAGUAUGAAUUUAAUUGUUACAGAGGUUGGAAUUCUUGCAGCCUAACAUGUUGUAUAUAAAAACAUACUAAAAACUUUCAA